This is a messenger RNA of Zasmidium cellare ATCC 36951, 3795 nucleotides long. RefSeq lists its product as uncharacterized. The coding region runs from base 1 to 3795 and encodes 1264 amino acids. NCBI's taxonomy places the organism in Eukaryota, Fungi, Ascomycota, Dothideomycetes, Mycosphaerellales, Mycosphaerellaceae. Gene Ontology annotation, biological process: phosphatidylinositol dephosphorylation. The transcript is spliced from 2 exons. The record is from RefSeq and is a predicted model, not a curated record. Gene Ontology annotation, molecular function: protein binding; phosphatidylinositol-4,5-bisphosphate 5-phosphatase activity.
AUGGCCGACCCUGGAGAUGGUCCGGAUACCACCUCCAUCAAACCCUUCUCUUCGCUGAAGUCCAAGUUCGAGAACUUGGGAAAGGACAAUGAGACCCCGCAGUCGCCGGUGGGACCUCCGCGGCAGUCAUCGUUGACUGCCAAUCCAGCAUCACCUGCUACAAGGCCGAAAACUUCAGCAGGGGAGAGUAAUGUUGUCGGAUUGGGGUUGGGCCCGGUGUCGACGCCGUCUGCGCAGGUCGUGCCCACCGUUCCAACACCACGAAGGCUGCAGCCAAAGCCAACUCAGCCACGGCCUUCAUCUAUGGGGCCUAUGAGUCCUCCAGCGCCCCAUUCGCCUCCUCUGGUCACGGUUGACUCUCCUCGUUCACCCCAAAAGGGGUUCUCUGUAGAUCUACGUCCUUCAGCAUCUGCCGGUACGACACCAUUGCAGCCACUCACUCCCAAUCGGACGAGCGAAUCACCUAAAUCACACUCUCGUAACAUCAGUCGAGCGGCGACUCCAGCAUUAGAGGCAAGAGCAGCAGCUUUCUUGCAAGCUACUGAGUCACCCGUUGUGAAGGAUGCUCCACCACUGCCAUCGCCGCAGCAAAAGCCUGUGAAGGCUGAUCCAACGAAGGAGCCGCCUGUGGUGAAUCGAGCUGCCAAGCCAAAAGUGCCUGUAAAACCGCAGAUUCUGGGAAAGAAGCCUAGUACCCUUGCUGCACCAGAACCUAGUGCAGAGCUGACGGAUCAGAGCAUAUCGCCGUUUAGUACACCGCCAAGCAGCGAAGGCAGCUCUCCUGACAUUAAGAAAGACCCUGGACCGCAAAGCACACACGGGCACAGGAUCAACACGCAUGCGCCCAUACCACAGAGGCCGCGGAAUGAUUCGGAGGCGUCUUGGGUGCAGAGGAUUCGUGGUGACUCUGACGCUUCCUUCGUUGACCGGGCAAGGACAGGCUCAAACGCGUCGUUUGUUGAGUCUUCAUCCUUACCUGACAGCUGGCUGCCCCCUCCAACACACCAUGCUGUUGCUGCACGCCGGGAACAGCAAGCUAACGGCCUGGUAAGAGCACCAACAAUGCCGGCCAGGUAUCGACCUGCCCCCGGCCGUGACACACACGAGGUAGACGAUUCACCAGAAGAGCGUCCACGGCUUCCACUCAGGCCGGAACUGCAGAUGCGGCCUGGUCGGACCAGCCCUCCUAAGGUACGGUCUGGAAGAACCAGUCCGACCAAGUUUGGCAAGCUACCCCUUAAGAGGUCGGUAGACGGGCUGAAAAAUGUGGCUGCUGGUUCAGAUACGGACGCCCCCAGAAUACCUGCUGUCAGGACAGGAACAAAGUCUGCUCUUGCCCUAGGCUUUGAAAGAUCACCAACCUCGGGACCACCUUCUGCAGCUCCUGCAGUCCCUGCACCACGUCGUUCUAUGGACCAAAGGCGUCCGCCGCCGCCUCCCCCAUCAUCUACAGCGCCAGCCGGCGCAGUUCAUACUAUCGGCGGACACGUCCAGGGACAGUCGCACGACGACGAGGAAGACAUAGCACCCCCUGGCUUCAACAACGACAAUUUUGCAGGCCCUCAAGAUUAUCCAGACGGUACGCGGUCCAACAGGAGACCACCGAGAUUCAAGCAGCGCCCUUGGCAAAUUCCCACAUUCUAUGAUACAAGGUUAUUUGCUGUGUGCGGCGAUUACAUAUGCACAAGUGGCUACAUCACGAAGGCAUGGAAUCUGCGGACUGGAGAAGAGUUACUGAACAUGGAGCAUCGCGACCAAACGAGAGUGACGUCGAUCGUAUUCAAGCCAUCCCCCAACAUCGAAGACGAGGGCAAGAGAUUCUGGCUUGGGACAAAUGUUGGCGAAAUCCACGAGGUUGACAUCCCGACCCAGUCGCUUGUAAAGACAAAAGCAGCUCACACCCGACGCGAAGUCAUCCGCAUGUUCAGAUACGAGUCGGAACUGUGGACAUUGGACGAUGGCGGCGAACUUCUUGUAUGGAGGCCUGACCACAAGGGUAUGCCCAGUUUGGACUCGCAAUCCAACAACUGGCGCAUUCCCAAGGGCGUGUCUUUCUCACUCGCUUCGGGCAAACAGCUCUGGACUGCUUGUGGCAAAGAGAUUCGUGUCUUUCUGCCAAGUGCGCAAUCCGACACCGAGUUCCAAGUGUUGAAGAGCCCACUUAUCCAGUCCGGAUGUGGCGAUGUCACAUCUGGAGCUACGCUCAAUGGAAAGCAAGACUUGGUCUAUUUCGGGCACUCGGAUGGCAAAGUCAGCGUCUACAAUCGUUCAAACUACACCUGUCAAGCCGUGGUCAAUGUCAGCGUAUACAAGAUCAGCUCGCUCGUCGGAGUCGGCGAUCACUUGUGGGCGGGUUACAGCACUGGGAUGGCGUACGUCUACGACACAUCGACAACGCCGUGGACUGUCAAAAAGGACUGGAAAGCUCAUGAAAAGCAAAUCUGCAGCAUCAUUGCGGACCCUUCGGCAAUGUGGAAGAUGGGACGCCUCAAUUUGGUCACGCUAGGGCUCGACAAUCUACUCCGUAUUUGGGAUGGAAUGCUGGAGGAAGACUGGAUCGAAGCGCGCAUGCAAAGUCGCGACUCCGAGUUCUGCAGCUUCCGAGAGUUGACCGCAGCAGUGCUAACAUGGAACGCGGGCGCUUCGAAGCCUAGCUUCCUGCAGCACAGCAUCGAUGACAGUAACUUCUUCCGCGACUUCAUGAGGUCAGGCGAUCCCCCGGAUAUCUUUGUCUUUGGGUUUCAGGAGCUCGUCGACCUGGAAGAUAAGAAGGUCACUGCGAAGUCAUUCUUCAAAAGCAAGAAGAAGGAUCCUGCUGAGGAGCAGCACAUGUCUCGACAAUACCGUGCCUGGAGAGACCACCUCACUGGCUGCCUCGACGAGCAUAUGCCGACGAACCAGACAUAUACUUUGCUGCAUACCACGAGCAUGGUCGGUCUCUUCACAUGCAUUUUCGUGAAAUCAUCUGAGCGACAACGAAUUCGGCAUGUCCAUACGUCUGAAGUCAAGCGAGGCAUGGGAGGUAUGCACGGGAACAAAGGUGCUCUUAUCGUGCGCAUGGUCUUGGAUGACAGCAGUAUCUGCUUCGUCAAUUGUCAUCUUGCAGCAGGACAGACGCAUACAAUGCAUCGAAACAACGAUGUUGCCGAGAUUCUGGAAACGAAUGCGCUGCCUCAGUACCCGCUGGAUCAGAACGAGCUUGUCGACCACGGCGAUGUCUUUGCAGGUGGCGGAGAUGGUAGCAUGAUCCUCGACCACGAGAUAUGCAUCCUGAAUGGAGAUCUGAAUUACCGCAUCGAUACUAUGGGUCGCGAUGCGGUGAUUAAGCAGAUUCAACAAGGGAACCUGGCGAGACUCCUCGAGCGUGACCAGCUUCUUCUUAGUCGGAAGAAGAACCCGGGCUUCCGUCUGCGAGCCUUCCAGGAAUCACCCAUCAGGUUUGCGCCGACGUACAAAUACAACGUGCACAGCGACGACUAUGACACGUCUGAGAAACGUCGAGCUCCAGCUUGGUGCGACCGCAUCCUAUACCGUGGCCUUGGAAAGGUCAAGAUGGAGGAGUACAGGCGAUGGGACCAGAUCCGGAUAUCUGACCAUCGGCCAGUCAGCGGAAGGUUACGGAUGCGGAUCAAGACGGUGGAUCCUGACAAGAGAGAGAUCGUGUGGGACAAGUGCGUGAAGGAGUUUGAAGGCGUGCGGCAGAGGAUUGCGAAGGCAGCGCAAUUGGAGUACCUGACGAAUAUCCUGGGACUCAGUCCAAAGGAGGCGACGGCGGCGCUGCAGAGGGGCAGCUAG